Molecule: messenger RNA, 285 nt
Organism: Rodentolepis nana
Lineage: Eukaryota; Metazoa; Platyhelminthes; Cestoda; Cyclophyllidea; Hymenolepididae
Source: the annotation of a GenBank genome assembly
AUGGAUUCUAAGGACCGGCGAUUUCAAAUUAUCAAUGGAUCACUAUGGAUUUUUAAUGUUACGGUAGCAGAUUCCGGUGAAUAUACCUGUUCAGGCUCUUCUGGCAUUUCAUGCAUUGGAACUCUUAAAGCUUUUAUAAUGCCAAUUUAUACCCUAGAUUUUUCAAUCAUUUGUGGAUUGAACGUUAUUCUUCUCAUACUUUUCCUUGUUACUACUAUUCUUAAUCACCUGCGAUAUCGAACAUCGGGUCCCGUAAAGCAAAUCGAAUCUGCUAUUGAUUUGUAA